CAGCCCCGAGGAGGCGGCGGGGGAACCGGGGCCGGGCCCGGGGCCGCGGCGGCUGGAACCGGGCGCCGGGGGGAUCCGCCGCGUCUGGCCCGCCUGGAGCUACGUGGUGCUGGAGACCGGUGAGCGCCCGCCGGCCCCGGGGCCGCGGUCCCCGCUCUGUCCUGGGGGCUCCCCCAUCCCCUGAGACCGGGCCCCCGGGAUGGAGCACCCACCCCCCCACCCCUUACCCCUUAUGGCGCCGGUCCCCCCGGGAUGUCCCCGUCCCUCUGCCCCCCGAUCCCCCCGGGAUGUCCCCGUGACCCCCACCGCCGGUCCCCCCGGGAUGUCCCGGUCCCUCUGCCCCCCGAUCCCCCCGGGAUGUCCCCGUGACCCCCAAUGCCGGUCCCCCCGGGAUGUCCCGGUCCCUCUGCCCCCCGAUCCCCCCGGGAUGUCCCCGUGACCCCCAAUGCCGGUCCCCCCGGGAUGUCCCCGUCCCUCUGCCCCCCCCGCCCGAUCCCCCCGGGAUGUCCCCGUGGCCCCCAGAGCUGGUUCUUCCGGGAUGUCCACGUCCCUCCGGUCCCCCCGGGUUGCCCCCGUCCCCCCGGGCUGAUGCCCCCUCCCCGGCUGUCGGUCCCGGUACGGCAGGCUCGGGGCUGGAGGUUCGGAGCGCGGGGCUGCGGCGGCGGCUGCCGGGCUGGGCCGAGGCGCUGCCCUCGGAGACGCACCUGGUGCUGGGGGGCCCGGGGGGGGCCCGGGCCUGGCCGCGGGCUGCGGCACUGCGGGGCGACCUGCGGGACCCCCCCGCCUGGAGCCGGGAGCUGCCGCCGGGGCCCCCCCGCCCGCUGCCGCUGCUGCCCGGGGGCUUCGCCCGCCCGCGGCCGCCCUUCUUCACCCCGCUGCCCGGGGGGCUGCACGCCCGGCAGCUGGUCCUGGGCCAGGAGCACGCCCUGGUGCUGGGUGCCCACGGGGAGCUCUACGCGUGGGGCGGCGGGAGGCACGGGCAGCUCGGCCACGGGACCCUGGAGUCGGAGGCGCAGCCGCGGCUGGUGGAGGCGCUGGCCGGCGUGCCGAUGCGGGCGGUGGCGGCCGGCGGGUGGCACUCGGCCAGCGUUAGCGAGGCCGGAGACCUUUACGUGUGGGGCUGGAACGAGUCUGGCCAACUGGCUCUGCCCUCCAAGGCGCUGGCGGAAGAGCGGGCGCAGGACGCGGGCGCAGGCGUUCCCGGCGUUGCUGGAUCUGCCGCAGGACCCGGAGGUCGGCAGGGUCAGCUGCGGGUCCCGGCACACGGCCGUCGUCACGCGAGGCGGCGAGCUCUACACCUGGGGCUGGGGUAAAUACGGGCAGCUGGGACACGGGGACAACGCCAGCUCCGACCGCCCACGCCGCGUUGAGUACCUGGGGGCCGAGGGGCUGCGGGCAGAGGAGGUGGUGUGCGGGCC
Molecule: messenger RNA, 1418 nt
Organism: Tyto alba (common barn owl)
Lineage: Eukaryota; Metazoa; Chordata; Aves; Strigiformes; Tytonidae
Gene: RCCD1
Product: RCC1 domain containing 1
Exons: 6
Coding region: 393-1313 (306 amino acids)
Source: RefSeq, a predicted model, not a curated record